Molecule: messenger RNA, 1114 nt
Organism: Olea europaea var. sylvestris
Lineage: Eukaryota; Viridiplantae; Streptophyta; Magnoliopsida; Lamiales; Oleaceae
Product: calcineurin subunit B-like
Exons: 6
Coding region: 190-717 (175 amino acids)
Molecular function (GO): calcium ion binding
Source: RefSeq, a predicted model, not a curated record
GCUAAUUACCCAAUUCAAAGGCGUAAUUAACACUUUAUCGGACGAAAUCAAACUACGCAUCCCAAUGAGCAGUUGCAUCAGCAGCACAGCGAGAUAAGAGCAGUUUACGCAACCCAAUACCACCCACGGAUUCCAUAGCAUUCAAUUCAACCGUCGGAAGACCUCAAAGCUUCUUCCAAGAAUCAAAACAUGGGGAACACUUCCUCCUUGCUCACUCAGUAUGACAUAGAAGAAGUCCAAGAACGUUGCAAUCACACCUUUUCGCAGCAGGAGAUAGUGUCAUUGUACCAGAGGUUCUGCCAGCUGGACCGGAAUGGGUGUGGCUUUAUCUCUGCAGAUGAGUUCAUGUCCGUACCCGAAUUUGCGGUCAAUCCUCUCUUCCAGAGACUGUUGAGAAUGCUGGAUGGACUAAAUUUCAAGGAGUUUGUGGCGUUCUUAUCUGCUUUUAGCUCUCGGGCAAGCUUGCAGCAGAAAGUGGAAUUCAUUUUUAAGGUCUACGACUCUGAUGGUAAUGGGAAGGUUACUUUCAAUGAAAUGCUGGAUAUUUUGCGCGACUUGACGGGUCAAUUUAUUUCUGAACAGCAAAGAGAGAAAGUUCUUACCCGAGUUCUAGAGGAAGCAGGCUAUGCAAAGGAUUCUUUGUUAGUUCUAGCUGACUUCAUGAAGAUUGUUGGCAACUCUGGCUUGAAGAUGGAAGUCGAGGUUCCUGUAGAUUAGAGCACAAAAUGACUUGUUUCUGUGGUGAAAAUCUCGAGUAGUCUACUUCUCUGAAAUAUGGAUCCCUUAUUUCUUAGGUUAAGAUUUCUCCAUUGAAACGUUUUUAGUGAAAACUGGCUUUUCCUGAUGGAAAAAAACAUAGAAAGUGUAAAUCAUCAGUCAUGAAAAUUUUAGAUUGUUCAUGGUUAACUAAGAUUUUAAUUAGACAUAUAACUGCUAUAUACAUUUCUUGAUCACUGGAAAAUCCUCUGAAAGCUUAAUUUUUGGUCAUUGAAAGUCUGCGAGCGACAUAUAACUCAUCAUGUUCUAAUUUAGUCAUAUCAGCAUUUCACUUGUAGUGUUAGGAAUUUGGAGUCCAAAUAUUUUACGUUUAAAUAAAGUGCAAAGAUGAUGUUAA